CUCCACUCAGUCUGUCCGCGGUCGUCCGUCAAGCAUCCAUCGGCGUUCAUUCCCUCCCGGUCGUCCUUUCCCUGUCGCGACUCGAGGGCCUCGUGGGGAACACACAUGUCGUCGGCUGGUGCAGCUGCUGCUACCGGCUAACUCGCGCGCGCGCGCGCGCACGGCUGUCCACGUAAUAAACGUUAAUACGGACCCAGCCGAUCGUCGCUCCCGACCGCGUCCACCGCGUGUCGCGUGUGCGCCGCGUCUUCCUCGCGAUUUCCACGAUCGGUUCUCAUAUAUGAAAGUGACUCGACACGGUGACAGAGUGUUCGUAGUGCGCUCAUCACGUGGCACGUCGGUCCGGUGGAUGAGAUGCGGUUGACGAAGUUUCUCUGCUGCCUCAUCGGCCUGGCCGCCGUCGAGCUGCCGUUUUGGCACUCCGCCGAUGGCUUCAACAUCGAGACGAAACACUAUGCGGUGUAUCACAAGGAGGAGAGGUCUAUGUUCGGAUUCGCCGUGUCGGCGUAUCGUGACAAAUACGGCCGUGGAUGGGCGAUCGUGGGCGCACCGGAGGCCGAGACUGCGCAGGCCGAUGUCUACCGCGGAGGUGCAGUUUACAAGUGCGAUAUCGCGGCCGAUGACAGAUGCAACAUUAUUCACUUCGACGACAAAGGACAAAACUACGUGAAGAAUCCGCAUGUUGCGGGCGGCUUGAGUCCUAUCGAUAAUAAGACGUUGCAGUGGUUCGGCGCCACGGUUUCAGCCUCUAGGAAAGCUGGAGGCCCGAUUAUGGCGUGCGCGCCCAGAUACACCUGGUUCUCCAUGCAACAGCCGAGGUAUGAUCCUCAUAGUAACAUGAGCAAGGAAUCCACAGCGGGCAACAGAAUAGAGCCAGUGGGUACCUGUUGGGUCGCCAUCAACAACUUCAACGAGUCCCGCGAGUUCUCUCCUUGCCGCACGAGGUUCUGGGGCUAUCACAGGCAAGGUUAUUGCCAAGCUGGUUUAGCUGCCGCGAUAUCUAAGAAUGACGAAAGACUCUUCAUAGGCGCGCCAGGAUGUUGGUACUGGCAAGGUCAGAUAUACUCGAUCGCCACCGACAUGAGGUUGAAGUUCGUGGCGUCGAUGUUGUACACCUCCGAAGCCGAAGCACCAGGACAAGCGAUUUCGCAACCCUUGAACAACGACUCCAAGGUCAUGUCUACGAAAGAGGGCCCCGCCGAGGAGGACGAUAGCUACUUGGGUUACUCGGUCACUGCGGGAGACUUCGUCGGGAACGGCGACAACGGCAUGGCGGUCGGAGUCCCGCGCGGCUCCCGUCUCCUCGGCAAGGUCAUACUUCUCACGUCGAACAUGACGAAUCCACAAAAUAUCACCGGCGAGCAAAUGGGCGCCUACUUCGGCUACGCCAUGGCUUCCGGCGACAUAGACGGAGACGGGUUGGACGACCUGAUAGUCGGUGCGCCCAUGUACACGAUCCCGGACAACCCGGAAAUGACCAUCGAGACCGGAAGGGUUUACGUGAUGUAUCAGGGCACCGAUAUAGAAAAGUUCCGCAAAUUCGACACAAGAGACGGUGAAAGCAACCGCGGACGUUUCGGCUUGUCGUUGGCUUCUCUCGGAGAUAUCGACUUCGACGGUUACGGUGACUUCGUCGUCGGCGCGCCCUACGGUGGUCCAAAUGGCCGCGGUGCCGUCUACAUUUACUAUGGCUCGCGAGUCGGUGUAUUGGAGAAGUACUCCCAGGUGAUCCACGCGGAGGAUUUGGACAGCCCGGUGCAGACCUUCGGGUUUUCGGUGGCCGGUGGCCUCGAUCUCGACGGCAACGUUUAUCCGGACCUGGUGGUCGGUGCAUACGAGUCGGGCGCAGCGAUGUUCUUCAGGUCACGACCGGUGAUCAAAAUGGACUCGUACGUGACCUUCGGCUCAGAAUCCAAGCUGAUCUCCUUGGAUAUCAAGAACUGCACACUUUCGGACGACACUAGGGUCACGUGUCUUCCGCUUAGAGCCUGCUUCAGGUACAGAGGAGAUGGUCUCCUCAUGAGGCACAAUUUCAACGUGCAAUAUGUGUUGGACGUUAAGAAAACGAAAAACCCGAGACUGUUCUUCUUGGAAUUAGAGGGCAAGAACACCAUGAACCAUACGAUCUCGAUGGAAUAUGACCGGCAGUUUUGUCGCACGGUUCAAGUCUACGUGAUUCCCAAUAUCCGCGACAAGCUGACAUCGUUAGAUGCCGAGAUGCGCAUGAGUCUGGAAGAAGAACGAGUCCCAGAUAAACGUCGUCGUGAUCCUAGACUACCAUUACGCCCGGUCCUCGGUGCAACGACUUCCAGAAAAGAUACUCUCUCCAUCAGGAAGAAUUGCGGCCCUGACAAUAUCUGCGUGCCCGACUUAUCCUUAAGUGUGACCCCGAACGUCGGCAAAUACUUAUUAGGAUCCGGCAAACGGCUAGAACUUGAGGUUUUGGUUCACAACACGGGCGAGGAUGCGUUCGAAGCGACGUACAACCUGCAGCUACCAGCCGGCAUCGAUUACAUCAAGAUCGAGCGUAUCGAGACCCUGGAAAUUCCCGUUCACUGUUCCGCGCCCAAGCAAUCCAACAACAACACCCUGCGUUGCGACAUCGGCAACCCACUGCCGCAGAACAAACUGGUGAAGUUUAAAGUAUUGCUUCAACCCGUCACAUCCCACGGCAUGAAGCCCGUCUACGAGUUCAACAUGAAUGUCAAUACCACGAACCCUGAAGACUGGUCCACUUUUUACGAUAACAAACAUCACUUAUCUCUGCCGAUCUGGAUAGAAACAGAUUUGCGAGUGGACGGUGAAAGCAAGCCCAAAGAUCUUUACUACAACCCCGACAAUUACACCGCCACGAAUAUCACGACGGAACUCGAAUUCGGGCCGGCGGUCACGCACAAUUACACGAUUCGCAAUCAGGGACCGUCUGACAUCGUUGAGGCUGAGGCGUUCCUCGUGUGGCCCGCGCAAACUCUAUCCAACAAGGAGUUGUUGUACUUGUUGGAACAGCCAGAGACCUCAGGACCGAUCGCCUGCGAGUCUGCCAACGCAAAUUAUCUCAGCUUGAAGCUGGAUCAGCGUAGGAAAGCACAUCUGAAUUACCUUGACUAUACUGGUGUGAUACUUGACGAAUCGCAAUCGGGUAAGACGAUUAAUGUCCAAAGAGGCUUCGAGAUGGAUCGCAAGAAAGUGAACCAAAAAGAAGAGGCCGAGAUAAACAGCGGUGAUAGUUCGAAUAUCCAGAAAUCGCGACACUCUUCCUCAUCAUCUUCCUCCUCCUCCUCUUCCUCGAGCGUGGUUACGGAGACUAGGAGAAUUCAGUUGAAUCCAACGGGAGAGAAGCCUCAAGUGCUCACCACGACGUAUACGCACAAUUCUUCCGGAACCAGCUCGGCGAUCGGGACCGGUGGCUUGUCUCACAAUCGCAACAUGGUUUUCCACUCGGAAUCCGGCGGUAGUUAUGGCCCUACAACUUCACACGGAAUAUUCCACGCGACCGAAGUGCCCUUCGACUCUAGAUUACGAGGCUCCGGUCUUGAAGAUUCCCACAGGUCUCGUGUGAACCAUACUGUCCAAGUAGAAAGUCGCUGGCGCGAAAGCGGUCGAGCGGAAGACGGUCAUACGAUUUCGUCCUCGGAAAACCUCGAUUCCGUUAUGACCGAGAGCGAAAGGCGGUAUCAGGAACUGCUUCGGCAGCAGGAAAAGGUCCGCCUGGAGGAGGAAGCACGUCAGAGGAAGCUGCAAGAGGAGGCGCGCCUACGUGAGCAUCAACGAGCGGAACAGGAACGUCGUCGCGAAGAAGAAGAGCGGCGUCAACAAGAUGAGGAACGACGUCGGCAAGAAGAAGAGCGACAUCGACAGGAGAUGGAGCAACGACGAAAAGAGGAGGAACGGUAUCGACAGGCAGAGCAACAGCGGCGACAAGAAGAGCAACGACGUCAGCAGGGUGAGAGGGGACACAGGUAUAACUACGACGAGGAGAAACGCUAUGGUGUGUCCUCCACUGGCCAUCACCGGACCACAGAGGAUGAUUUCAUCACUAGCGAUCGCGAAGAUACGGUCGGCAACAAAGAGUUCGGCUUCCGUUUGCAGAAUGCUAGCUCCACUCAGGAACUGGAGCGACUGUUUGGUAUGUUGUCGAAGGACGCGUCCAGUUACCAAGUGUACACCAGACAGGGGCAACAAUAUGUGCAGUUCAAGGCAAGAUUCCGGACGUCCGCUGACAGAAAGGAAUACAUAGAGUUCCAAGACGGCUCCAUGUUCCCUCUGCAAGACCGUUACGGAGCCCAAAGCUACAUGUCGGACUCCAUGGAGCCACGCGACAGUCGAUUCCUCAGGAUAGAAGGUCGAUUAAUUAUCGGUCCGGACGACAAAGGCUACAUCGUGCUGAAAGACGAUCGAAGGUUCCCUCUUCAAGGCUCUUUCACGUACACUGAGGAGAAAAAGUAUACUUUGCGUGGCCCAUAUGGUGGUUAUCACGGUGACAACGUGGAUAAUCAAGGUCAAAAGACUUAUGAGGAGCAAUCCUGGGGCCAAGAGUCGUCCAGCCGCGGUUUAACGUCGGACGAUGGCUAUGAAAGCAGAUACAACACGCGCACAGAGGAAGAGAGACGGACAGAGGAGAAGACGAGCCAGACCAGAGUCUACGGGAGGAACAACGAACGGUUCAACGAUGAAUUCCCGACGGAAAGACCAGAACCCGGCCGGCCAAGUUCGAGGUACAGGCGCGAGAGCGACAUGAUCGACGUCAAAGAGUUCAAGAAGUUCGAAUGGCUCCACAGACAUCGACGAGAAGUCAACGAGAUCGAUGAAUACGCGGAUGAUGAAGCCCAUGAGAAUGACUACAACCUGAACGAUGAGGACGAUGAAUAUUAUAAGGAUAAGCCGAAAUCACCGGAACCGAUACCACCGUGUGACACAGCGAAUUGCGUGAUGCUGCGAUGUGUGUUGGGUCCCUUGAAGAAGGACCAACAAGUCUCGAUCAGCGCGAGGUAUCGCGUGGACGCCCGAACGUUGAAGGAGAUAGCUUUCAGGGAGAAAGUGAAAGUAUCAACGAAGCUGGUAGCACGCGUCACGAAGCAGCCGUUCAUCGGUACACCUGCCGAGCAAGUGAUCCGCAGUGAUGAAGUUAUCACAAACGUCGAGCCCAGCGCGCCACCUUCCGUUCCAGACGUCAUCCCGGUGUGGGUGGUGAUCCUGUCAGCCUGUGCCGGAGCGAUAAUCUUGUUACUGCUCAUAUUCUUGCUCUACAAGUGCGGUUUCUUUAAGAGAAACAGACCCUCCGACGCUCCAGAGAGGCAACCGCUGAACAGAAAUGGUCAUUUUCAGCAAGGCGAGGAACAUUGAGAAGACAAAGAGAAUAAGAAAGAAUGAGAGAGUGAAAGAGAGCUCCUCUCUUUUCCAUUCGGCCGAAGCCUUCGACACUCCGGCCGCAUCAGGUCGAAUCGUAGAUGAAUUGAAAAUCUCGGCUACGCGAUCGAACCGCGAGCACAAGUGCCUUCGUCUUCGGACACAGUUGAGGGAAUACGCAUUGCGUGGAUGCGCUCGAUGCGAUUUUUGCGGACGCGAUCGCGUGCUUCCCUCGCGAACACAUCAUCGUUCACAGUGCCUUAAAUUCACGUCCGAUAACGAGCAUUUGCACUGAGGUGCAUUAAAUGAAAUGGUUCUGAGCGACGAUCGUCACUCGCAUACUGCCACUGAAUACUCCUUCCAGCUCCUGCAGCUCGAUCACGCAAGUUUCUAGUCAGGAGACGUUCUUCUUCUUCUUCUUCUUCUUCUUCUUCUUCUUCUUCUUCUUCUUCUUCUUUUUCUUCUUAUUCCUCUUCUUCUUCUUAUUCCUCUUCUAUCUUAUUUUUCUCUCCUUCUUCUUUCUUCUUACCGUUGUAAUUUACUUAAGCCGCGCGUAUAAUCGGCAGAUACGGACACGAAUAUCUCGGCAUUCU
This is a messenger RNA of Harpegnathos saltator (Jerdon's jumping ant), 5939 nucleotides long. It is a transcript of the gene if, whose product is annotated as integrin subunit alpha inflated. Gene Ontology annotation, cellular component: external side of plasma membrane; integrin complex. Bases 355 to 5343 code for a protein of 1662 amino acids. The transcript is spliced from 14 exons. The record is from RefSeq and is a predicted model, not a curated record. Gene Ontology annotation, biological process: integrin-mediated signaling pathway; cell-matrix adhesion; cell-cell adhesion. Gene Ontology annotation, molecular function: integrin binding. Lineage: Eukaryota; Metazoa; Arthropoda; Insecta; Hymenoptera; Formicidae.